Messenger RNA from Acanthoscelides obtectus, 687 nucleotides. The record is from the annotation of a GenBank genome assembly. Lineage: Eukaryota; Metazoa; Arthropoda; Insecta; Coleoptera; Chrysomelidae.
AUGAAGGCGGCUCAAACCAAAUGGAAAAAUUUAAGGGAUUAUUUUCGAAGGGAACUGAAAAAAAUUCCGAUUCCACGGUUAGGAGAUCCAGGAGACAUUGCAACUAAAUCCCACUGGACACAUUUUAAAAGUUUGCUAUUUUUAAAAGAUCAGUUUAAGCCUCGAGUAUCAACGGGAAAUUUGGUAGAUUCUCAGAAUGAAUUGCUUGAUACGGACAUGCAAUCUGAUGUGAAUUCUGAUGAUGAUAGAGUAGAGACGGAAACAAUAGACGAAAUGCAAGACACCCUGAACGUCGAGCCAGCGACACCUACUUCUGUUUCUUCAGAAAAUGUUGAGGACUCGUCCACAGGCACGUCAGGUCAUUUUGCUGAACCCCGAACAGUUUUGAAAAGCCGACUCCGUAAAAGAAAAAAUAAUAUUGCUGAUUUAGUGGCCAUCGAAAAACAUAAAUUGGAAUUCAUCAGAACAAAGAGAGCCAACAUAGAGGAAACCAAAGAGGAUGAUCAUCUGGCAUUUUUUAAGAGUUUACUGCCACACGUAAAAAAAAUUCCGGACAACAAUAUUUUGCCGUUUAGAAAUAGCGUUCAAGAUCUAGUUCAGAGAUAUGCGUAUGGCUAUACUAUUCAAAUGAAUCAAGGUUUGCAAACCUUCGAUUAUCAGAUCAAUCAGAGCGACAUCUCUUACUGA